Rattus norvegicus (Norway rat) is the source of this 5544-nucleotide messenger RNA. It is a transcript of the gene Smyd1, whose product is annotated as SET and MYND domain containing 1. Gene Ontology annotation, cellular component: cytoplasm; nucleus. Gene Ontology annotation, biological process: positive regulation of myotube differentiation; positive regulation of myoblast differentiation. The record is from RefSeq and is a predicted model, not a curated record. Gene Ontology annotation, molecular function: histone H3K4 trimethyltransferase activity; histone H3K4 methyltransferase activity; transcription corepressor activity. NCBI's taxonomy places the organism in Eukaryota, Metazoa, Chordata, Mammalia, Rodentia, Muridae.
GCUAAAUAUCUGCUGUGACAAGAGGCUUGGCUCAGUGUGAGCGAACCACCCUGGGGGCCUGACAGACUCUGAGAUGACAGUAGGCAGCAUGGAGAAUGUGGAGGUCUUUACUUCCGAGGGCAAAGGCAGAGGACUGAAGGCCACGAAGGAGUUCUGGGCUGCGGAUGUCAUCUUUGCUGAGAGGGCUUAUUCGGCAGUGGUUUUUGACAGCCUCAUUAACUUCGUGUGCCACACCUGCUUCAAGAGGCAGGAGAGGCUCCAUCGCUGCGGGCAAUGCAAGUUCGCCCAUUACUGCGACCGCACAUGCCAGAAGGAUGCCUGGCUGAACCACAAGAACGAGUGCUCUGCCAUCAAGAGAUACGGGAAGGUGCCCAACGAAAAUAUCAGGCUGGCAGCCCGCAUCAUGUGGCGGGUGGAGAGAGAGGGCACUGGACUCACAGAGGGCUGCCUGGUGUCAGUGGAUGACUUACAGAACCAUGUGGAGCACUUUGGGGAGGAGGAGCAGAAGGAACUACGAGUAGACGUGGAUACAUUCUUGCAGUACUGGCCACCACAGAGCCAGCAGUUCAGCAUGCAGUACAUCUCACACAUCUUUGGCGUGAUCAACUGCAAUGGUUUCACACUCAGUGACCAGAGAGGGCUACAGGCAGUGGGCGUGGGCAUCUUCCCCAACCUGGGCCUGGUGAACCAUGACUGCUGGCCAAACUGCACUGUCAUAUUCAACAAUGGCAAGAUUGAGCUCCGGGCCCUGGGCAAGAUCUCAGAAGGUGAGGAGCUGACGGUGUCCUACAUAGACUUCCUCCACCUCAGCGAGGAGCGCAGGCAGCAGCUGAAGAAGCAGUACUACUUUGACUGCUCCUGUGAACACUGCCAGAAGGGGCUGAAGGACGACCUCUUCCUGGCAGUGAAGGAAGACCCCAAGCCCUCCCAGGAGGUGGUGAAGGAGAUGACACAAUUCUCAAAGGAUACACUGGAAAAAAUAGACAAGGCUCGCUCUGAGGGUUUGUAUCACGAGGUUGUGAAGCUGUGUCGGGAGUGCCUGGAGAAGCAGGAACCAGUGUUUGCUGACACCAACCUCUACGUGCUUCGGUUGCUAAGCAUUGUGUCAGAAGUCCUCUCCUACCUCCAGGCCUUUGAAGAGGCCUCCCAUUAUGCCAGGAGGAUGGUGGAUGGCUACAUGAAACUCUACCACCAUAACAAUGCCCAACUGGGCAUGGCUGUGAUGCGGGCAGGGCUGACCAACUGGCAUGCUGGUCACAUUGAAGUAGGGCACGGGAUGAUCUGCAAAGCCUAUGCUAUUCUCCUGGUGACCCAUGGACCCUCCCACCCUAUCACCAAAGACUUAGAGGCCAUGCGGAUGCAGACAGAGAUGGAGCUGCGUAUGUUCCGCCAAAAUGAAUUCAUGUACCACAAAAUGCGAGAGGCUGCCCUGAACAACCAGCCCAUGCAGGUCAUGGCUGAGCCCAGCAACGAGCCAGCCCCAGCUCUGUUCCAUAAGAAGCAAUGAGGACCUUGUUGGAGGGUGGGGGCAUUGUGGCUGCGGAGCUGAGGAAAUUACUACUCUGUGUCCCCCACCGCCAUUUUGGUUCAAUUCAACUCAGCUUAGUUCUCUCUCAUUUCAGACCAACUCUUUCUCUAUGUGUCGGGUGCUAGAUUCCACCGUCUAUUUAACAAGGAAGCCCCAAAUAUACUUCGGCUAGAAAGAAAAAUGUAAACAAACAAGGUACAGCAUAAUAGUAAAUGCCACGGUGCACUCUAUGGAGAGGGGUUCAGAGGAGGUGAGUGUGUGUGAGUGAGUGAGUGUGUGUGAGUGAGUGUGUGUGUGUGUGUGUGUGUGUGUGUGUGUGUGUGUGUAAAACACCUGAGCUAAGAGUGGCAGGUACCUAGAAUCUCAGGUGGCUGCUUGUUUCUUUGUGCAGGGGUCUCUGGGGCUGCUGGUUUCAUCUACAGUUACGAACAUUUAGGGUUCUGCAGACUGGGAUGGGUGAUGAUGACCUGUAUCCUGAGGCUGGGACUGUUCUUGGCCCUUUGAGAUCUACUCAAUGGUGCCUAGAAAGAGGUAGGGAUCUUGGGAUCCUGUGGUCUUAAUUUCCUAAUCCAAGUUGAAGCAUACUUUUAGAAUAACUCUAGAACACACAGAGAAGGAAUUUUUCCCUUCCUGGUCCUACCCACCAAGUCUGUAUCUCCUUGUGAUGUUGAAGGAAAGCUGAGGUUUUCCUGGCCAUUGACUUGUAGGAGUAGGGAAGGCUUUUCAGGGUAAAGCUGACGGUGUGUGUGCCUGGCAAUGACGGACCCUCAGAAGCAGUGUGUAGGGGUUUUGAUACUCAGCAGUCUGCCUCAGCCUAGGCUUCAUCAUUGGCCUGAUGAGGCUCUACCCAUCAUAUCGAGUGAAUGACAGUUCCUCUGCUUGAUGCCUUUAUCCUGUCUGUGCUCUGGGGGCUUCUGCCCUUAGGAGAAGGCAGUCCACACGACCUAGGAACUCAUCAUAAGUGUGACCAGUUUGUUCUCCUUUGCUUAGAGGCUGACUUCUGACUGAGAGAUGAAGGUCCCAGAAUGGCCUUUUAGUUUCUGGAAUUCCAACUUUCUCACCAACAUGGAGGGAGACCAUGAAGUAAAUUCCUUUAGUAGAAGGAAAACUUCUACGAAGCCUUGUGCUAUCACUGACCCCAGACCUCUAACACCUUGAAGUCCUAUGGUUCCCACUAAACUGCAAUCUGUCUAAAGUGUUAGUUCCUCUGUCCCCAACCUGUCAUCCCAGAAUAGUACCCUGCCUGCCCUUGAGCCCUGCCCUGCGGCUGAGGCCUGGGAUGUGAGCACCUCUUUGUGGAAUAUUAGCACUGACCCUUGGUUCUUUUUGAGGGUUAGUUCUUCUCUAGAAACUUCUAUGAAGACUGACAGUUGUUUCAGGCUUAGAGACAACACCAACAAUCCCCUUAAGAAUCGUGCCAGUGACUCUGAGUCACCAUUCUUCUUCCCACAGAGACCCUGCUCCAGACCCGGUCAUUUUUUGUCAUAGUUGUCUGCCCACCUUGUCCAUUAUUGCUUCUCAUCUUCCUACAACCUGUUUCUUCAGAAUGGAUCACUGUGUGUUCCUCCACCUUUCUCAGAACCGUAGACUGGGGUCCCCUUCUCAGAGCUAUCCUGUCGGCUGUGGUCCCCCUCUCUCACUAGCCACCCUCUGUUCCUGCUCUGGGCCUCUUGCUUUCCAGUGCCUUCCAGACCUUACUCCAUUAUCACCCUUUCCAUCCAAGGCCUUGCCAUCCUCCCCCGACUAGGCUUCUUAUCUUUUUCUUUCUUUCUCCCUCCCCUCUUAGUUUUUUAAGACAGGGUCUCUCUACUUCGCCCUGGAUGUCCUGGAACUCACUCUAUAGACUGGGUUGGUCUCGAACUCACAGAGGUCUGCCUGCCUCUGCCAUGAGAGUCCUGGGAGUAUAGCCACUCACUACCACUGCCUGGCACCACUGGCCUUCUUUAAUGACGCCAAUUAGCAUGCCAAGGACCCUUGGAUCGCCACCUUCACAGCUGGAGUUCUCUUCAGACUUUUCAAUCUGUCUCCCCUCUCUUCCCAUUUCUUCCCUAACCCACUGCACACCGCCUUCCAUGUUUGCCUCUCCAUUGAAACGACUCCUUUCUAGUUCCGUACGCUAGCCAGCUUCCCUGUGUAAUACAGCCCAAGCUUGGUUUCUGUGACUCGGUUUCUUUGUGAUGAGCCUCUGAUGUGGUCUCUCUGGCUUUCACUGGUCUUGUUUCUCCACCUGACCCUGAUACGCUGAAAUGUCCCUGAGUUGACUUUGUCCUUGGUUAAUUCUAUUCUUGUUCUGCACACUCCUAGCGUGAAUUUAGGUGACAUUUUAUGUAACGACUACAUUGAGGCUUCUGGUUCUCAGGUUUGUUAUCUGAUCUUACAUCUUGAGCUCCAGCCCCUCACAUCUUCCCGGGCGCUCUGCAGGUGCAUCAAAGUCAGUAUGCUCCAUGAGACCCCAGUAUGAGGUCUCCUAACACUUUGUCAUUCUCAGAACAGCACCCAAGAUACCACACCCUCCAUCAUGUUGUGGGCUCCUGAGAGCAGGGCCACAUUCCUUCAUUCAUCUUCCUGUCUCUAGAAUAGAUCCUGGAACACAGUAGGUGCUCAAUUAGUGUAAAUUGAGUGAAUAAAUGAAGGACAUGUUUAUCUCAAAGUUAAGAGAUGCACAACUGUAUAUUUGAGUAUCUUAUGUUAUAGCACUCAGCAAAGUCCAGCAAACCAUCUCUGGAUAUGGGACUUUCUUUCUGAUAGUCUUUCCAGAGAAGCUUGAUGCUAUGGAAUUUCCUGUGGUGAUAGGGAGGGCUUUCAUCUGCGAGGUCCAGUUUAGUAGUCAUCAACAGCAUGUGACGACUGAGACUAGAAACAGCUUAAGGACAUGAAAAUGUUAUUUUAUUUAGUUUCAAUUCAUUUAAGUCUAACUAGGCAAGAUGGCCAGUGGCUGCUAAAUUAAACUAUAAUUUAAUUAAUUGUUUUAAAGAGCAGUUUCUUCAUAGCUAUCCUGAUACCACACUGUUACCUUCUUCCUGCCUCAGUUUCCUCAACUCUCCCUCUGCCUAAGUUGGCAGCUGAGUUUUUACACUUGAUCUUAGCCAAAAGGCCGAGAAGCGAUUGCAGCUGAGUUUUUAAAAGGCUUAUCUUAUACAGACUGUAGGAUAACACCAGACCCCAGCAGCGUUUAAAGAGAACUCGUUAGUGUUACACUGGUUGAGACCACAUUUCUCCUGGGGUUUCCAUUUUUCUCAUUAGAAAGGUAAGGGGUGAGUUGUGGUGGGUUGCGAUGGACUGAAACUGACUUUAUCUGCUUUGUGGGCCAACUGUGCACAGGUCUGCCCAGCAUCCUGCUCACUGAUUGGUAACUUGCAGUUGGCCCUAAUAGGACUGUGAAGACCAUACUCAGUGUCUUACGCUUAGAACACGUAUAUAAACUUACAAAAAGGGAGCAACAGAGUGGAUCCUUAGAAUGUUAAAGGAGUCUUGGCUUAACUGGAGACUGUACUUGCAAACCUUUAUCCCCGAGAGCCACAGUAAACAUGCUUAAGAGUCCUACACACCGGGGUUGGGGAUUUAGCUCAGCAGUAGAGCACUUGCCUAGCAAGCGCAAGGCCCUGGGUUUGGUCCCCAACUCCGAAAAAAAGAAAAAAGAAAAAAAGAAAAAAAAAAAGAGUCCUACACACCAACCGCACCAUGAAGGCAUCUGCAUCUUCACUAAAAUGGGGUGGCUCUGGUUCCACUAAUCAGACAUAGUUGUUCCCUGGUGACUCUCUUAGGGACUGCCUCUCUAAAGAUCUGAGGAAGAAAACUAUGGCUAGAACUCCACCAUGGCCAGAAGGAUUUUCCUACAAAGCACUUUAUCUGCAGAGUGUAAACCUGUCAUUAAGCACCUGCUGUCUGCUGGGUCAAGUUCAAACUCCUUUCCAAAGUCAAAAGAUUCUCUGCAGAUAACUUGGCUCUGUCUCGGUCUCCUCUCUUGUAUGCCCUUUCACCUUACCUGCUCACAAAAUAAAUACCCUUGGAUGCUC